UUGUCCUUGGGAUUCCAAUUUGGUAGUCCCUCUCUCUCUCUCUCUCUCUCUCUCCCCCUUCUGAGACGCCAUUGCAGCUCUGUUCAUAAAGUCAUCAAGAACCAACGAAAUUUAUCUCCAUAAAUUCUCUCCCAGCUUCUCAAGUUUCUAUACCAGCCAAAAAAAAAAUUCAAUCUUUUUCAGUUUUUGUUUGAUGGGUUAUCUUUCUUGCAAAGCUGAAUCCUCCAUUUCCAUUUCCAACUCCCACGCCCGUUCGUCGUCGUCGUCGGCGGCGGCUUCCAAGAACCAACGCCCCCUCAAGCAAGAACGGGAGAGGCCGAUCAAGAUUCAGCAGUUCGAAUACAGCGACGUCGAGGCGGCCACCGAUGGGUUCUCCGACCAGAAGCUGCUCGGCAAGGGCAGCCACGGCUACGUCUACAAGGCCUUCCUCCGCGGCCGCCACGUGGCCGUCAAGAAGCCCUCCAAGGGGCUCGAGAUCGUCUCCGAGGUCGACAACGAGCUCGAGAUCCUGUCCAAGAUCCAGAGCCCCCGGCUGGUCAACCUCGUCGGCUUCGCGAGCGACUCCAAGAACCGCCUCCUGGUCGUGGAGUUCAUGAGCAACGGUACGCUCUACGACAUCCUUCAUUCCAACACGCGCGUCUUGAAUUGGGGUCGCAGGAUUAGGCUGGCCCUGCAGAUCGCCAAGGCCAUCGAGACCCUUCAUACUCAGAACCCACCUAUAAUCCACAGAGACAUAAAGUCUGCUAACGUGUUGAUAGAUAGGAACUUCAAUGCUCGUUUGGGCGAUUUUGGAUUGGCUCUCAGAUGUCACGUCAAUGAUUUUAGGCUCCUGUCCACACCCCCAGCUGGGACUCUUGGGUAUCUUGAUCCGCUCUAUGUGACCCCUGAUAACUUGAGUACUAAGACUGAUGUGUUUAGCUUUGGGAUAUUGCUGUUGGAGAUUAUCAGUGGGAGGAAGGCCAUCGAUGUAUCGCACUCGCCGCCGUCCAUCGUGGACUGGGCAAUCCCCUUGAUUAAAAAGGGAAAGCUCCCUUGUGUUUAUGACCCGAGAAUGGCGCCCCCAAAAGAUCCCGUUGUCAGGAAGCAAAUAGCUGUUAUAGCUGCCAAGUGCGUGAGACCUUGUAGAGAGAGGAGGCCGGCGAUGAAGGAGAUUGUUGAUUGGUUGACCGGGCUGAGCAAAUUGGUUCCCCUUCAUUCGUGGAAUGGGUUUAACAAUCCGUGCCUCAUGGUGGAGACGAUGGGACGGCCGGUCGAAUCCAGGAAUGUGCAGAAUAAUUCUAGAUUAGAUAACACGGACACGGGGUAUCUAGAUGCUCUGGAUGGGAAAUUUUCCAAACCAGCGAUGAGAAAUUCACGAAGAGUGUACUCGGAUUUGGGGUUCAGGAGUGACUUGAUGGAUCUCAUGGCUGCUAAUACAGAUGAAGAAUCUGAAGUUCAGGGGGAGGCUAGGGGACUUGAGCCUACUUCGAAAUUGCCAAACCAGUCAUACAGUUCUAGAUUCGGUAGCGGAAGAUAUGUGACCAGGGUAAGAACUCAAUCUCAAUCCCGCCGUCGCAGAGAUGAUGCUGCCUUCAUUGUGAGGAAAAACCGUUCGGUCGGGGGAAGUCCCAAAAACUUUCCAGCCAUAGAUGAUUCGGUGGCUCGUUCACAAACUCAGUCAUUAGAGCUUGCUCACGAACUGCAUUGAUGUAGAUAUCGUGUCAGAUCUUCCUCAAGAAAGAGGGUUCUGGUGUCUCACCACACCUUCCAUAGGAUGUCAAUUGUACUUGUUACCGAUCUUCAUACCUGGAUGCUGCAAAAAUUGUGUACGAGGAAAUUGCUAUUUAAUACAAAGAGAGCGCUAGGCUGACUUUCGAAGUCCUUUAA
This is a messenger RNA of Eucalyptus grandis, 1866 nucleotides long. Its product is annotated as serine/threonine-protein kinase-like protein At3g51990. Lineage: Eukaryota; Viridiplantae; Streptophyta; Magnoliopsida; Myrtales; Myrtaceae. The record is from RefSeq and is a predicted model, not a curated record. Gene Ontology annotation, cellular component: plasma membrane. The coding region runs from base 194 to 1687 and encodes 497 amino acids. Gene Ontology annotation, biological process: protein phosphorylation. Gene Ontology annotation, molecular function: protein kinase activity; ATP binding. The transcript is spliced from 2 exons.